Ruditapes philippinarum (Manila clam) is the source of this 560-nucleotide messenger RNA. RefSeq names its product sorbin and SH3 domain-containing protein 1-like. The record is from RefSeq and is a predicted model, not a curated record. NCBI's taxonomy places the organism in Eukaryota, Metazoa, Mollusca, Bivalvia, Venerida, Veneridae. The transcript has 3 exons. Gene Ontology annotation, molecular function: protein binding. The annotation marks the transcript as partial.
UGCAGAGAGUUGGCAUUCAGGAAAGGUGACAUUUUAUACCUGAUAAGACAGAUUGACGCAAACUGGUUUGAAGGUGAGAGAAAUGGACGUAUUGGUAUAUUUCCUGUCAACUAUGUUGAAGUUCUAACAUCUAUAGAGGAAGCCUCUACAGCCGCGAGACAGUCAGAGGGGCAAGCCAGAGCUAAAUACACAUUCAACUCACAGACCUCUGUUGAGCUGCCCCUUAAUAAGGGUGAUAUAGUGACAUUAUUACGUAACGUAGAUGAUAAUUGGUUUGAGGGUCGCGUUGGGAACCGACAAGGUAUAUUUCCGGUGGCGUAUGUAGAAGUGUUGCAGGAGCCGUCCACUCCACUUAUUACACCAGCCCCCUCUGUUAUAACAACACCAAUGACAGGACGAGGUACACCUGAGAUGUUGUCACCUGUCAGUUAUGAUGGAGCACCUACCCCACCCCCACAGCCAUACCCCAGGGGCUUUCACAAUGCAGUCAGAUAAUCUUGGAAGUAGAUAUGCAACAAGUCCACGAGAUCAACAUUUUUCAACAGCAACAGGACGACAGU